AGGAGCGAGCGGGGGAACAGACUGCCUGAGCCUCACAGCUCUCAGUCUCUCUUCUGUGCUUGGCAAAGCUGCCUCUCUCUAGUUCUCUCUCUCUUCCUCGCACACGCCCGCGUUCACUCUUUCUCGCCUAAACUGACAAAAACAAACGCGUUGGCAGAGGGGGCUCACUCCCUCCAACUCCUACCAUCACCAUGCUGCCCUGGAGAAGGAAUAAGUUUGUUCUGGUGGAGGACGAGGCCAAGAGUAAACCUAAGAGCCUGGGGACGGGGCUCACCUACCACUCCAUCCUCUCUUCUCUGCUGCGCUCCUGUCCUGACUUGCUGCCGGAUUGUCCCUUCGACUGGGUGGGCAGCAUCUUCCAGACCAAACGGCAAAAGGUGGAACUCAACAAAGAGGAGCCUGUCUACAACGUGCGCUACCUGGGAAGUGUGGUCACCAUCACGGCGAAGGGAGAUGGCUGCACCCAGGACGCAGUGGCCAAGAUCUGGGCGAGGAGCAACUUUGGGGAGCAGAGCAUCAAGAUGAGGUUAAUGGUGGGGCCGCAAGGCAUCCGGAUGAGUGCCGACAAAUCUGGGAAAAAGAAGCCCACCCAUCUUUACUCACUGAACAGGAUCACGUACUGCACGGCGGACCCGUGUCGGCCCAAGAUCCUGGCCUGGAUCUACAGGCACCAAGUCAAGAACAUGGCGGUGGUGCUCCGGUGCCACGCCGUCCUGGUGAGUAAGUCAGAGAAGGCACAGGCCAUCGCCCACAGCCUCUACCAGAACGCCACCUCCGCCUUCAGCGAGUUUAAGCGGCUCAAGCGCCAGAGUGAUUUCCGUCACUGCCAGCAGCAGCUGCUGGGGGAGGAAGCGGUGCCACUGAUGCCGCUGAGGAGGCUGCUGAACGGGCAGUGCCACUACAGACCACCUGCUGACAACCCUGGGAGUACCACUCGCCUCUGUUCCAUCACAGAGGAGGAGGAAGAGGAGGAGGAGGAAGACAAGGAGGAGGAGGUGGAGGCGGAGGAGCCACAGGAGGAAGAAGUAAAGGAAUAUAAGGAGCAGCAGGAGAAACAGAAGGUUUUAACAACAAACACGGACCCAACUCAGUUAUUAUCAGAGUUGGACCUUGGGGAUAUCGCUGGGUUGGAGGAGUGCCAAAUCAACUUCGUCAGUGACAGUAACAACAACACAUUCACAUUUAUAACCUCUCUGGUGUGAGAAUGACACAGUGUAAAGGAUGCUAUUCUUCAACACUACAGCAACACAUUCCUCUUUUUGCCCUUCACUGGUACCCAACACAGGCUCCCUCCUGCCCGUCCGUGUAAUGUGAAGUGUUUACCAGAAACUUCUCCUACUACCGGGUGAUAGAGAAGAGGCAGACCAUCUCUAUGUGGGAGUAAUAUCAAUGUGGGCCAGAUGGCUCAGAUACUGGUUUGCCAGCUUGACUGUAGCAGUUUGGGAAACUGCGUGUUUACAAAGAGGGCUGGUGAUGCACAGACUUACGAUAGCACAAUGACGAACGAGGACAAUGGUUUGAGAGAAUAUUAGAGAGCUGAUGCUGAGAUCACCGUGUCCCCGACACGCGGGUCACAUAUUGAUCACACCUCGUACCAAGACGUGUUUAUUAGUCCUCUGUGUUCCUUUAUUUUUGUGAGUAUAAUUAAUGCUGUGUUUGCCAGCAGGGACAUUUUUCGGAUUGACUUGUAAUAUUUUUUCAGGGAGGUUUGUUUGUAAAUUUGUGUAAUUUUUCUAGUAUGACAAUCCUCAUUGAAAUUGUUCACAACUGACCUUUCUGAGUGCAUCCAGCCGUGAGAAUAAGUUUAAUACUGUUUUGCUAAUGAGCACAGCCAACUAAUGAAUUAGGCUAUAAUUUAGGAAGCAAGCCAUUGAGUCGACAUGUUUAUUGCUGCCAUUUGUUAUAGUCCUCCUUAUCAUUUAUGCAUGACAAGUCAGCAGUGACAUUUAGUGCUGAGCUUUUGUCUUUUUUAAUGUAACAUCUUUGAUCUUUUCGGCUUUUAAAAUUAACACUGUGAUACAUGUGUGACCAGGGAUAAAAAUGCACAACAAUCCAUGCAGCAAUGUCUAAUGUAUGUAAUGCCAUUUGUUUGUACAUUGAUUGUAUUUUCAUCCUGUCUGCAUAAAGCAAAACAGAUUUCGGUUUGCCACAAGAGCACUGAAUUGCUGUGCUCUCUCUCUUUUUUUUUUUUUUUUUUUGUUGCCAAUUUUUGCUAAUGCAGUUUUUUCCACAUAAGCCCUGGCAAAAAACGCAGAUGGACCCUUACAAUUUACUGGAGUACAGAAAAUGUUUUGAAUAUGACUUUAGUUAAUUUCAUGUUGAUGAAAUCUGUGUUACCGUUGAAAAAUGCAUUGUGAUUAUUAUGAGAUUAAGCUAUUUAAAUAUUUAUUUUCGAAAUAUGAUGAAUAAA
Myripristis murdjan (pinecone soldierfish) is the source of this 2410-nucleotide messenger RNA. It is a transcript of the gene fam43b, whose product is annotated as family with sequence similarity 43 member B. Bases 192 to 1202 code for a protein of 336 amino acids. The transcript has a single exon. NCBI's taxonomy places the organism in Eukaryota, Metazoa, Chordata, Actinopteri, Holocentriformes, Holocentridae. The record is from RefSeq and is a predicted model, not a curated record.